Messenger RNA from Fusarium fujikuroi IMI 58289, 423 nucleotides. Its product is annotated as probable translocon subunit. The record is from RefSeq and is a predicted model, not a curated record. The transcript has 4 exons. Gene Ontology annotation, biological process: intracellular protein transport. Lineage: Eukaryota; Fungi; Ascomycota; Sordariomycetes; Hypocreales; Nectriaceae. The coding region runs from base 1 to 423 and encodes 140 amino acids. Gene Ontology annotation, cellular component: Sec61 translocon complex.
AUGUCUUCUCCUCGUCCUUCUUCUCCCGUCAACGGCGGCGCUGCUGCGAGCGGUGCCAACAUCGGCCGUCCCUCAUCGCCUGCUAUUCCUGGUGGUCCCCGUACUGCUAUCCGACGACGCGCUGCUGCCGACCAGAAGGAGAAGAUUGCCAAUGCUCGACCAAGCAGCACUCGCGCCGCUGGCGCCGGUGGUUCCAGCAGCACCAUGCUGCGACUUUACACCGAUGAGUCGCCCGGCCUGAAGGUCGACCCUGUCGUCGUUCUCGUCCUGUCCCUUGUCUUCAUCUUCAGCGUUGUUGCUCUUCACAGUACUUCGCCCCUCGAUCCCUUGUCGCUACAAUUUUAUCGCCAAGAUUACCCGAAAGUUCUCCAGCUAAAUUGCACGACGACCAAGGGGAAACUCGAUGGGAAGAGGGGGAGGUGA